Molecule: messenger RNA, 969 nt
Organism: Cuscuta campestris
Lineage: Eukaryota; Viridiplantae; Streptophyta; Magnoliopsida; Solanales; Convolvulaceae
Source: the annotation of a GenBank genome assembly
GCCGAUCGUGUAGUAGUCUGGUCUGGAACAAACCUUGAUGUCAUCCUUAAUGAGACCGGGGCCUUCAAAUGAGAGCUGCUCGGGUAAGUGAGAUAGGCACAAAGGAUGCACCCCUCGCCUUAGAUCCGAGAGCAAAUAGUUCACGUCGUGGAAGACGGAUAUAUAGGAGUGCGUCGAGAUGGACGGCUUACCUCGGCCUCGCGAAUAGUAUCGCCGCGGACGAUUUGGAGUGCCUCGCGGGGAGGGCUUACCUCAGCCUCGUAGAAGAGGAAAUAAAAUCUCGUCGUGGGAGACGAAUUGGAGUGCAUCGCGGCGGACCGGCUAGCUUAGGUGAUGGCGCCGGCGAGCUUCAACCAUCAGUGCCGGCGUGCUCCAGCCCGUUCCGGCACUCGACGCAACACAACGGCGAGGAAGAUGUAUUGAGUGCGCAGCUUCGUCGAGGACUGUCUGGGGCAGCAGCUUCAAUUUCCAAUUGGAGGGAGGGAGCACGCGCUGGGGGUCUCCAUGUUGUCUUCUCGUCGGCAGUAGGGAUUGCAGGUCACGCCGCUGGUCGCCGGUUCUCGUCGGAGACUGUGGACCACAGGGACAGCGACGCCCUUAGCCGCCGUCAAAUCCAGAGCCGUUACUAAAUCUGAAGUUGCUGUUGUUGACCCCUGUUGGUCGUCGCGUCCGUACGGUCGUUGCCGGUGGACUGUGUGGCUAGAGCAAGAGCAGAUGCCGGUCGGUGGUCGUCAAUUGGCCCCUGGGAUGAUGGAUCUGCAGUAGAUCUACGGCGUGGCUCUCCCGUUGUGCUUCAAAGCCGGCGGUGGUCUUCCGUGUGCCAAUGGAAGAUCGAAAGACUAAAGUUUUGCGGGAGUGGGACGACGUCGCAGUCAGGCUGGCAGCCGGCAUCGGUGAAGAUGCGGUGACUCGUCUUCGCCCUUCGGUCUUCCGCGCGUUUCAGUUUGUCGGCUAGGACUGGACUGUGAA